Molecule: messenger RNA, 265 nt
Organism: Symbiodinium sp. CCMP2456
Lineage: Eukaryota; Dinophyceae; Suessiales; Symbiodiniaceae
Source: the annotation of a GenBank genome assembly
GCCGAGCUUUGCGGCUGUUCGCCACAAGCGAAUAUUGGCGGAGCAGCGUCGGAAGGAGCUUCAGCUGGAGCUGAUGGGUAUCGCCCAUAAGCUUCGGGGUCCAGAGGGCGGCAAACCGGUGCCGCCCCUCUUCACGGCCACAGGUGCUCCCGACGUUCGAAAUGCGCCGCUCUUCCGUGAGCUGUACAAGCAGCAGCAGAUGCACUUGGCCGCCAUGCGCGAGCUCGUGGCUGCCACCACCCAGCAGAUCGGGGAGCGGGAGGUC